GCAUUAUCGAUUCCUCUCCAUUUGCUAUGAGUUGUGCGAGCCUUACUGGUGUGGUCGCUCUUGAGAACGCACGUCAGGUGCCUGGAAAGGGCAAAACCCUCAUCUUUGAUGCACAGUUUUACCUCGGUGAGACGUCUGAUACCCCACCGGAGCCUAUCACGAUGGUUGGCGGUCUACGGUAUUACAAUAGCAAUAAUUUGUCUUUCAGUCAACCAGGUCUCUACUUUGUGCAUGCCAUAGUCGCAAAAUAUGAGAAGAAGGCCUACGACGAACUAUACUCCUCCGUACUCGGGGGGGAUGAUUACGACAUAGUAGGGGAUAUAAUAAUGCUAAUUCCUAUUCCCAAUGCCGACAAAGACACUGGCCGCCACAUCCCACUUUUGCAAGUGUGCGGGUCUGUAUUUGAGGCAGACAAGAACUCCGCGACAUUCGUAAUCAACGCCGAACAGCGCACGCAGGUGCUUACAGACGGUAUCUUGCCGGUUACUGCUGCUUUCCCUACGGAGAGCGCGCGGUUCAAAAACAAAAUUCCGCUGCCCGGUGUUGGUACCAUAGUCUAUGUAUGUGGUCCUAUCAGUGAUGUGAGACGAAUCGACAAUGGUGCACCCGAUCGAUUCCACUUUUCUGUGGAGCAGAUCCAGUUCCUGGCUAAAAGCCCAGUUCCACCUCGAGCUAUCAAUCCCACUCCACCAAAGGCCCCUGGGCGGAAGAAAUUACAAUUUAACUUCACCCCGAACAACAGCAGCUCGCCUCCACCGGCGCUGUCCCCUCUUUCGUCGCCUCAGUCGUCACCGGCUCGCCCGCAAACGCCGACUCCGUCAAGUAACACUCGCGCGAGCAAACGUGCCAGGACAGACUCAUGAGGUCUUCUUACCAAUACCACUGAUCAUCGUAGUAGGCUCAUCGUCG
Gloeophyllum trabeum ATCC 11539 is the source of this 909-nucleotide messenger RNA. RefSeq lists its product as uncharacterized. The coding region runs from base 27 to 863 and encodes 278 amino acids. The record is from RefSeq and is a predicted model, not a curated record. Lineage: Eukaryota; Fungi; Basidiomycota; Agaricomycetes; Gloeophyllales; Gloeophyllaceae. The transcript is spliced from 4 exons.